AUGGCGGCGGCCAUGGAGUGCUGGUCAGGGAGGCCGAGUACAGACGAGGACAUGGUGGAGCAGGUCCUCAUGAAGAACCAGGACCGCUCGGAGGCGUACCCUUCCACAGAACCGGUCGCCGGCGUCGGCGGCGCCGCCGCCCCGAAGAGGAGGAACCGACUGGGCCGCAACCUCGCCGGUGCCAUCGCCGCCCUGAAGAGCUCUCUCAACCUCGAAGCGGUGGGGAAGGAGAAGGCCUCGUGGGGGAGCAUCGUCCGUAAUCUCACCCAGCUCUACCCCGGCAGCCAGCUCCCCGAGAAGGUCAUCGCCGACAUCCGCCGCCACUACGAGUGCCUCCCUUCCAGGUAAAUUUCUGAUCCCCGAGGUGAGACCAUGGAAGAUUUUGGAUGCGUUUUUCCGACUGGGUUUCUCUCCGGUGGCAGCUACGCGCAGGCGGAGCACGACAUCAAGGAGGUGCUCCUGCACUCCCGCUUGAUCGAGCAGGCGGCGGCGGAGGACCAUCCGGCGGUGCACGUCCAGGCGGUGGCGCCGGAGAACCUCGGCGAGGGGAAGGGGACGACGACCCUCUUCAAGCUCACCUUCGUCUCCCAUUCCCCGAUCUCCUGGCCGGCCAUCGCCGACUCCCUCGACGCCUCCUCCAUGCUCUGCAAGAAGGUUCAGAUCUUCGAGAAGAAGGGGCUCACCCUCGGCAUUGCCCUUCUCCUGGUCCACUCUGUCAGUGACAAGGCCUUCAAGACCCGGGCCGAGGCGGCGCUGCGUUCCGCGGUCAAGAAGCCCGCCCCGAGGAGCGGCGGCGGCGCCGUCAAGCUCUCCUUCGGUCUCUGCGGCUGCAAGGACCGGGAAGCCGCCGGCGUUAGGGAAGACGACUCCGAGUUCACCGGCGGCGGCGGGGAGUGGAGACGGCCGGAGAGAAUCUCCUCCUUCGUGGUCGCCGUCGACGAACGGCAGGCCCUCAGAUUGGGCGCCAGCGAGAUGGGAAGGUGGCUGCUCUCCCCGGAGGAGGUGGAGAUCGCCGACCGGACAGGACCCAACUCCUUCACCGGCACCUGCAGAGGAAGGAAGGUGUGGAUCAAGAAGCUGAGGGGCUGCGAGAGGGGCACCGCCUACGAGGUCCAGCUCCGGCGAGACCUGCUGGAGCUGAUGAGCAGCGGCCACCCGAACGUCCUCCAUCUCCACGGCCUCUGCGUCGACCAGACACACGGGCUCUGCCUCGUGACGAAGGCCAUGGACGGUGGCUCCGUCCACAACCUGUUGCAGAGUCGCCGGAAGAGAAUCCCCACCGGCGAGCUCAUGCGGAUCGCCGCCGGCGUGGCGGAGGGGCUCAGGUUCGUCAACGAUCACGGCGUUUGCUUCAGAGACCUGAACACGCAGAGGAUCCUCCUGGACAAGCAGGGGAACUCCUGUUUGGGAAACAUGGGCGUGGUCUCCGUCUGCAAGAGCACCGGAGAGGUCGCCGACUAUGAGACCGCCGGCUACCAGUGGCUGGCCCCGGAGGUCAUCGCCGGCGACCCGGAGACAGUGAUGGAGACCUGGAUGAGCAACGUGUACAGCUUCGGCAUGGUGCUGUGGGAGAUGGUGACCGGAGAGGCGGCCUACUCCUCCUACUCGCCGGUGCAGGCGGCGGUAGGAAUCGCCGCCUGUGGGUUGAGGCCGGAGAUACCCAGAGAUUGCCCGCCGGUGCUGAGGUCGUUAAUGGUCAAGUGCUGGAACAGCUCCCCUUCCCGGAGACCUCCAUUCUCUGAAAUCCUUACCAUUCUCUCCUCUCAGGCGACCAGGUGA
This is a messenger RNA of Spirodela intermedia, 1779 nucleotides long. NCBI's taxonomy places the organism in Eukaryota, Viridiplantae, Streptophyta, Magnoliopsida, Alismatales, Araceae. The record is from the annotation of a GenBank genome assembly.